Aspergillus tubingensis is the source of this 7728-nucleotide messenger RNA. RefSeq names its product polyketide synthase. The transcript is spliced from 6 exons. Gene Ontology annotation, molecular function: fatty acid synthase activity; phosphopantetheine binding; 3-oxoacyl-[acyl-carrier-protein] synthase activity. Gene Ontology annotation, biological process: secondary metabolite biosynthetic process; fatty acid biosynthetic process. Bases 1 to 7728 code for a protein of 2575 amino acids. The record is from RefSeq and is a predicted model, not a curated record. Lineage: Eukaryota; Fungi; Ascomycota; Eurotiomycetes; Eurotiales; Aspergillaceae.
AUGGCCAAUAACGAGUUGAUUCACAGGCUUACAUGGUCGCCCGCCGCACUGUCCGAAGAGCCGUUGAGCAUUGAAAAUGUGGUGUUCGUAGUUACGGAUAAGGAGAGUGAAAACCUAUUUGCGUACCAGAUGCAGCUUGCUAACGAGGGUAUCACCACUGUCGUUACCGAUGAUGCAAUGAAAAUUAACCCCUUGAUAACCCCCGGGACUAUCGUCGUUUACAUCCCACCUACGGCUAAGAGUAAGGAGGAGAUAUAUGCGGCCGCAACUCAGGCUUGCACCAGCUUGAUCAACGUUGCACAACAGCUCUACCAUCGCAGUAUUUCCGCUAAGAGCAAGACAGUCAAGCUAUUCUCUAUCGUUCCAAAAGAGUGGGGCAUAGGCGACCUCGUAUACGCUCCACUGCAUGGCCUGUCGCGGGUGUUGAAGACUGAAAUUCCAGAAAAUUAUGGCGGCCUGUUCGAGGACGACCGCGGGCUCUUUCCGUUUUCCGCAGUGAAGUACGCACAGGGCUUCGAUGUUGUCAGAAUCUGCGAAGGCGAAGCACAGGUUGCUUAUCUUCAACCAUUUACAGAUGAGCUGAGUGAUAAGAAGGGACUUCAGCUGCACGCAAACAGCUCCUACCUGAUCACGGGAGGCACCGGAGGUAUAGGCCUGGCGACAGCAGCUUGGCUGGCGCAGCGAGGCGCCCGGAACAUAGUACUUGUGUCCCGCCGUGGCCUUCCACCAAGCAGUGACAGCAAGGCAGUUGAAGCAAAUAGCGCGGAUCUAAUCUCGCGUAUUGCCAAGCUCAAGGCCGUGGGCGUUUCGGUACAUGUGCUGGCUAUUGAUAUCAGCAAGCCCAACGCUGAUGUGACACUAAGCCAAACCAUCAACGACUUGGAUAUUCCACCGAUAAAGGGAGUCAUUCACGCAGCCGGUACCGCGGGCUACCAUACGCUAACGCGAUGCACCCCUACUGAUAUUGCCGAUAACUUAGCGCCGAAGGUGAUCGGCAGCUUGAAUCUCGACGCACUCUUCCCUCCCGGGACUCUGGAUUUCUUUUUGGCAUAUGCGCCCUCCAAUGCCUUCCUGGACGCGCUGGCGGCGCACCGAAGACGCCAGGGCGAUAAUAGCAUGGCUAUUUUAUGGGCUGGCUGGCAGGGGACAGGCGUCUGGGAUCAGAGCAAGUCAGCAAUGCGAAGGCUCAACAAGGCCUCUAUAUCGAGGGGAGUUGCAGACAUUAGUCCGGACGAGGCAUUUGCGGCGUGGGACCACAUAGCCAGCCUUAAGACUGACCACGCAGUGGUGGUGCGCGUUUUGGAACUCGAUGCUGAUGAGCCCGUACGACAUCCUAUGCUCAAAUACGUUACACCUCGGAAACAAGCAUAUCAACCCACCACUAUGGACUACAAGGACCUCCCUGAGCAUGCCAUUGCGGUGAUAGGCAUGGCUUGUCGUACAGCUGCUGGGAAUACGGAGAAUGAUCUCUGGCAGGCCAUCCUGGAGGGCAAGAGUAUAGUGCGCGAGGUAGACGAGAAGCGGUUCCCCGGUGUGGUCCGCGAUGGCAAGAUGUGGGGGAGCUUUAUGUCUGAUAUCGACUCAUUCGAUCAUCAGUUCUUCCAGAGAUCCAAGCGGGAAGCGGCUGCUUCAGACCCGCACCAGCGAGUGCUCCUUGAAACUGCGUACCACGCACUCGAAUCGGCGGGUUAUUUUGGACCGGGCCAACAACAGGGAGAAAUUCACGACCCAGAUAGCCACACAACUGGCUGCUUUAUCGGAAUGAGCGCUCCUGACCACAUCUUACAUUUGGCGAGCAAUCCCCACUCACCUUACACAGGACUGGGCAUGAUGCGAUCAUUCGUGGCUGGCCGAUUGAGCCAUUACUUUGGCUGGACGGGCCCUUCACACACUAUUGAUACAGCUUGCUCGUCGGCUAUGGUUGCCAUUCACCAAGCCUGCCGUGCUAUUCAGGUUGGUGAGUGCACGCAGGCCGUCGCGGGUGGUGUUCAUCUACUUUUGAACAUGGAAAGCUCUGACGCACUGCGUGCCAGCGGGUUCACCAACGAAACCGGGACCUGCAAAGCGUUCGACUCGCGGGCUGAUGGGUAUUGUCGUGGGGAGGGCGUUGGCGUUGUCAUAUUGAAGCAUUUGGCACGGGCCUUACAAGAUGGGGACAACAUCCAAGGUGUGCUACUAGCCACCGGUAACAACCAAAACAUCAACAACACUAGCAUCACCAACCCUGUUUUGGCGAGCCAGGUGGCGUUAUACAAAGAUGUGCUGGGACGCGCGGGAGUCAAGCCAGCAGAUGUCUCCUAUGUCGAGGCUCACGGAACGGGCACGCGCGCCGGCGAUCCUGUCGAAAUCCAGGGUAUUCGGGAGGUAUUCGGUGGGAAGGAUAGACCAUCAAUCUUGAAUAUUGGUGCGGUCAAGGCCAACGUGAGCCAUGCUGAAGGAGCUUCUGGCGUGGUAUCUCUGAUCAAGGUGCUGCUCAUGAUGAAACACGGCAAGAUUCCGGGGCAGGCUGAGCUACAUGCAUUGAAUCCAAAUAUUCCGGCCCUUGAGCCUGAUCGAAUGGCUAUACCGACGUCUCCGCGCGAAUGGCGCGAUAGUAUGCGCCUAGCCGUGGUCAACAAUUACGGUGCUUCGGGCAAUAAUGCUAGCGCUGUCGUUGCGCCGCCGCCUCUUCAGCAAUAUUCGGCAUCGCCAACGCUCCCAUCCGCUUCUACCUGGCCUGUUUUUAUUUCCGCCGCUUCACGUGCUAGCCUAUUGGCGUACUGCAAUACAUUGAGUCGCAAGAUUAUCGAAGAAUCGCCUGCUCCUGAGUUGUUUCCUCACCUGUCUUUUGCUUUGGCGACGAGACAGAACCGUCAGCUCCGGCAUCUCUUCUGUACAUCAGCGACAUCAUUGAGCGAUAUACAUUCCCAGCUUUCCGACCCAGAAAAGCAUAUUGUCCUCUCACCACAACUAAAGCCCGUCGUGCUCCUUUUCAGUGGACAGAACGGUGAUACCGUGCCUUCAGUCGGACCGCUAUAUGAGAGCAGUCUGUUAUUUAGAACACAUCUGCACCGGUGCGAAGAUGUGAUGCAGUCGCUCAGGCUCCCCAGUCUUUUCCCGGUUAUCCUUCAAGGAAUCCAAGGUGGAGCUGAUCUCAUCCUCCGGCACAUUAGCAUGUUCGCGAUUCAGUACUCCUGUGGAAUGUCGUGGAUUAACUGGAGCCGAGCAGCUAUCAUCCAGGAGUUCUGGGACGAUGAUCCCGGGUCGAUGGUAGCGAUUGAGGCUGAUCUCGUCGGUUCUAACACUACCCCAGAAAGACACUUAGAGCCGUUUUACAAGAUCCACCCAGACAUAAAGCUAGACAUAGCGUGUUACAAUGGGCCCAACAAUUAUGUUAUUGCUGGUCCCACUAAAUAUAUCGACCACCUCGAAUCAUAUCUAGUCGAGAAGAAAGCCAGCGGCGAAAAGAUCCGGUUCAAGGUCUUGAGAGGCAUGUAUGCGUACCAUUCCAGCAUGGCGGACACGAUCGUCGAUCAGUGCGCUAAGCUAUCGGCUUCAAUGAGUUCCAGGAGCCAAUUUGAAUCCUGUCACGAAACCGCUUGGCCGGGUCCUGGACCUAACGUGGUCGCCCGCAACACCCGUCAGCCUGUAUAUUUUGGCCAAGCGAUGACACGCAUAGUCGACCGUCUGGGUGCGUGUACAUUCCUGGAAGCCGGCGUAAAUGGCCCCAUAGUCGCGAUGGCACGGAGCGCGUUGCCACAGGCCCCAGCUCAAGGAAAUCAUACCUUCCUGGGCAUCAAUGGGAGGGACCUUGUGCGAUCACUGGCCGAUGCCACCGUCACGCUGUGGAAGACCGGGCAGACAAAUGUGCAAUAUUGGCUUUUCCACCAAUGUCAGCGGACGAGCUACCGGCCUGUGGCCCUGCCACCCUAUCAUUUCGAAAAGCACAGGCACUGGCUGGAUUACCACGGUCUGUCUGGUGACAGAGAUAAGAAGACUAAAAAGAACGGGCCAGAACAUCCAGCUGUUUGUCCUCAUUGUCAGAGAGACACCGCUGAUCGUCCGUUUAUCAAGCAAGACAAGUCUCACACCCAGAAGGCGGGCGAGUCGGUUUUCACUAUCGACAUGCACAGUAGGCGCUAUCAAGAUCUCGUCAAGGGUCACGUCGUGGUCGGGACCGCGAUAUGUCCAGCCUCAGUGUAUCUGGAGCUGGCUGCGCAUUCUGUUGCCUUAUUGCUGAACAAUAAGAUAACGUCCAGCAUAGUGGUAGACGACAUACAUUUCAAGGCCCCCUUGAGUUUGGAUACGCAGCGUUCCGUGAAGCUGACACUGACAAACAAGCAACAGUACAGGUGGGGCUUUGAAUUCACCUCCACCAGGAAUGAAAGGUCAAUCUUGCACGCUAUUGGCAGUAUCUCACUCAGAGAUAAAAGCAGUGGAAAGGCCGAGGAAGAACAAGAAAAGAAAGACAAGAGGACCCGCAUGAUAAACCUACUCGAUAAUGAUCCCGACACGGAUGCUUUGCGCGGCGCCAUGGUAUAUAGAGUGUUUGGUAAUAUGGUGAAGCACGCAGCUGCUUACCGCGGCUUGCGGCAUUUGGUUGGAAAAGGCACCGAGGGCGCAGCGGACAUCUCCAUACCGGUGAACGAACUCGGUACCGUAGCCAGAACACCCAACGACAACGUUGUUGAUGCUCUUGUACUGAACAACUUCCUCGAAGUCCCAGGUGCAUAUAUCAAUUGCCUGCAUAUCUUUGGUAGUGAGGAUGACAGCAAGGCUUAUAUCUGUACGAGCUUGGGGUCUGUGGGCCCUCUGAAUAAGCUCCCUGACGGCAGAUAUUACAGAGUAUAUGCGCAGAUCGUCCGGCAGAGCUCCAACGAGGCAAUACUAGAAGUAUUGGCCUUUGACGCACAGACAAUGGAAUUGGUCUUGUCUGCAAAGGAUAUCAAAUUCUCAGGGAUCUCCACCAGCACUUUAACCAAGUUACUGGCAGGCGCGGAUCCCAAUCCAACGGUAAACGGUAACACUGACCCAUUGCAAGUUGCGGAAGCGCCUGGGUUCAGCCAGCCGACCAAGCCAAAACCUGACACGCAUUCUAACAUGCCCAAUGGAAUCAAGACAGGUUCACCUGAUGUGCUCAAAAUAGUACAGGGGACGUUAAGCCAGACCCUUGAUGUUCCUGUCGCAGAAGUGACCAAGGGGGCCUCGCUCGAGGAGCUCGGUGUCGACUCGCUAAUCAGCUCAGAGAUAUUGGCCAGUAUCCAUGAUGCUCUUCAAAUCGAUAUUUCUGUCGAGGAUUUUGCUGCAGCUACAGACGUUGCCUCACUAUGUGAAUUGAUCUCUGCCCGGGUAGGCAGCGACGUGACCAAUACGGGAGGACAGGACGAUGAAGUUCUUCUGGGGCCAGAACAUGUCUCAGAGUCUGCAGGGAAUGGGCAUUCCGACUGGCAAAAGACCGCUAUCGAGAUACUUGGUCAGUCUCUCGACGUACCGGUGGCAGAGAUUCAAAUGGAUUCCCAGCUUGAGGAGCUCGGCGCUGAUUCGCUUAUCGCUGCGGAGAUAGCCAGCAAUAUCAAUGAUGCACUGAAUCUGACUAUAUCGUCAACCGACUUUGGCUCAUUGUCAGAUGUGAGAUCGUUAUGUGACCUCAUUGCGCAUGUUUCGGGGCGCGCGUCAAUGCAAGGCGCUGCUGUCCUUCCAAGCGAUUCCAUGUCUGCGGUGAAUAAGGGGGUAACUCCAAACGGCCAUCCAAUCACUCAAGAUGAGGACAUGAACCAGACACCAACGGAGGAUAAUGCAGAGCUAACCCAUACAGUCUUCCAGAAAGUUCGCCGCGGCUUUGAUUCUCAUGCAAAAGAGGUCAAACUGGCAGGCUUCUGGGACAAUGUAUACCCACGGCAACUAAGCGUCGUGACAGCCUACAUCCUCCAAGCCUUCGAGAAACUCGGAUGUCCUUUCAAGAAGUUCAGUCAAGGAGAAAAGCUACCUUCAUUACAAGUAACGCUACCGAAGUACCAAAGACAGGUAUCGCGGCUAUGGGAGAUCCUGGAAGUAGCUGGCCUCGUCGAGAAGCACGGUGGUACUUUUAUACGGGGUCCAGUGCCUCAUGUACAAGAUAAAUCACCCAAGGAGCUUAGCACUGAGCUGAUAUCGAAUUAUCCUCAGUACACAUCAACACAUGAUCUACUGGAUCUACUCGGACCGCAACUAGCUGAGUGCCUCACCGGGAAAGCUGACGCCGCAUCUAUUCUAUGCGAUAAUGAUAAGGGCAAGAAGCUUCUUGAGAGCUUCUAUGCCAACGACCCUGGUCUCCUUGCCGCCAGUCGGGUGCUCAGCGACUUUUUCUCCACAACCAUGAAGGCUAGAACAUCCGGCGAACCCUUUCGGGUGCUCGAAAUCGGCGCUGGGUUCGGCAGCGCCGCCAGGCAUCUCCUCCCACAGCUUCAAGCCAGCGGCCUGCGUUUAACUUACACAUUGUCUGAUUCUUCUGUGACACUUCUGGAGCGUUCCAAAGCGGCAUCACAGGACAUCGAAGGAUUGGAGUUCCGCCAAUAUGACAUCGAGGAAGAUCCUCCCGUGGACCUGCUGGGACGCUGCCACGUCGUGAUAUCUAACAGCUAUGUUUAUGCGACGCGCAACCUGCAGAACAGCCUAUUGAAUAUGCGAAAGUUGGUGCGGCCCAACGAUGGAUGCGUAGCGCUGAUAGAGCCAACGCAAAAGCUGGCCUGGCAUGACCUCGUUUGGGGCUUGCUCGAUGGGUGGUGGCAGUUCGAGGAUGACCGCACACACGCACUGCAAAGCCCAUGGGCCUGGAGAAGUGCCUUACAGAACGCCGGGUUUGCACACGUUGACUGGUCCGAGAGCUCCAGUCGUGAGUCACGUACUGUUCGGGUGAUUUGCGGGAUGACAGCUGAACCGGAGAGGAAAUGCCCGGCCGAGGCAACCUCCAUGCUCAUGCACCGAGGGACUUCUGCGUCUGGAAAACGGAAUCUUUUCCUGGCCCCGGACGGUUUUGGUUCUGGAGCCGUGUUUGGCGGUCUGGGGCCGUUGCUCGGUAGCGUUAAAGACAUUUCUGUCUACGCGCUCAAUAGUCCCUUCAUGCAUAGUAAGCCUGAUCCGGAUGAGCCGCUAACCAUUGAGGAACUCGCUGCCAUCUACGUGGGCGAAAUCAAGCGCCGACAACCUGAGGGCCCAUAUCUGUUGGGCGGAUAUUCUGUCGGUGGCGUGUUAGCCUUUGAGGCGGUACGACAACUUCUCGAAGACGGCAACCACGUCGAGAAAUUAUUUCUGAUCGACACUGCAUGUCCGACAUUCGUCCGGUACUUUCCCGACGCCCUGGUCAAGUUUCUGGAUUCCAUCGAGCAGGUGCGCGUAGGGAAUGGCAGUGAGUUCCGACCAAACCGCCGAGGCAGAUUGGUGGCGAACGAUCACUUCUUCUUGGCCCGGCAGCAGAUGCGAGCAUAUCAGGUGCGCAGGCUACCUGGACGGAAGAUGCCGCAGGUGGUGCUGAUCUCCGCGAAAGAGGGUGCAGAAAAACAGGAAGAAGUGCCUCGCCCGGCAUUUCUGCCGGAAGACGAGAAGGCCGUGGACUGGUUUCUGAAUGAUCGUACCGACGAGGGAUGUUUUGGCUGGAACGAGGUUCUGGACGAUAUCAAGGUGGUUCGGGCCGACGGUAACCAUUUCUCUAUGAUGUUGCCCUCAAUGAUCAGUGGAUGGGGCGCGGAUCUCGCUAGGAUGUUGGACGAAUAG